This is a messenger RNA of Apodemus sylvaticus (European woodmouse), 948 nucleotides long. It is a transcript of the gene C20H12orf75, whose product is annotated as chromosome 20 C12orf75 homolog. The record is from RefSeq and is a predicted model, not a curated record. NCBI's taxonomy places the organism in Eukaryota, Metazoa, Chordata, Mammalia, Rodentia, Muridae. The transcript is spliced from 6 exons. The coding region runs from base 157 to 387 and encodes 76 amino acids.
GUCGGCGCCGCGGUUGCCGCGGUGACGGGUGGGUCCGUGGGGGUCCCCGCGCGGGGCGGGGCUAGGGCUGUCCCUAGUCCCGCGCGCGCCGCCUCCUUCUGGGUCUCCGCCACUGGGACCUGAGGUCCAGAGCGCGGCUUCCCUGCGGGUGACGCGAUGGGUUGCGGGAACUCCACGGCCACCAGCGCGGCCGCGAGUCGAGGUCCGACCGGAGCAGUUAAAGACACAACAGAAGACUCCAUUACCGAAGACGACAAGAGGAGAAACUAUGGAGGUGUGUAUGUUGGCCUACCCUCUGAAGCUGUCAACUUGGCCUCUAGUCAAGCAAAGACUGUACAAAAAAAGGAAGGUAACACAAUGACUGGAUACUCAAGAGCUUGCUCAUGAAUUUGGAAGCGGUUUGGCUCCUGGGACAUUGAAUGAACACAGAUAUCUUCAAAGAAAUUCUGAAAGGUUGUUCCUGCUGUGCCACCUCGCCCACAUCCUAGCUGUGUAGUUAAAGCCACAGGUCCAUGCUGGAUGUUGUGGUCAUAGAAGGGACUUUGUGCCACCCACCAGUGAGAGACCAUAAAGGCUGUUGCUCCCCGGCCUGGGCCACCAGGCGCCACACCAUGGUGUUUUCCCUCCUGACCAUCCAGCACAGUUCACCAAACGCUUGUCUUUUCACUGAUAAUCUUUUGAUAGUUUUUAUACGACACGAUCCUUAUUGUAUUUAUAACACGGUCGUAGGGCCACAUAAAGGAAUUACCUGAAGUAAUAUAUUGCCUCUUGUCUUCAAUGUUUCUAUGUCAUUAUUUUUUAGCUGUAAAGUUGGUAAAUGGAUUCUUAACAAACAUCUCCCUUUUUUACUAGUUGGCUUAAAAUUUUUGUCUUAAUGCUGGGAGAAUUCCCUUUGCUAAGAACAUUGCAGCAUUUGAAAAUAAACUCAUUCAAUGUGCAUGUUAUAUA